AUGUUUGAAAAAGUUAAUUCGAUUGCACUAUUAGAGAGAGUUGGAAUGCACUCGCACAUACAGAGUCUGGGGAUUGACAGAAUAGAAGACACCCAGCAGCAGAAAAACGGAGGAAAAGACAGUAUCUCAUCCCUCAGCUGCUCAGGGCUCGUGGGAAGACACCAGGAGAGAAAGACGCUCUUUCUUCUAUCUAAGCUAGUAGAACAGCACAAAAGCAGAACUAUCUUGAUCACAGGCCCAUCAGGCUCUGGGAAGUCUGCGCUGGAAUACGCACUGACCCAAGACCUAAAAAGGAAAGGAAUUCCCUCAAAGACCAUUUCAGCGAGCGAAAUAUUUUCAUCAUCGCUCAGUAAGACAGAGUCUUUAACACAGGCCAUCCGAGAGUCUCUGGGCAUUCGUGUGCAGGAGACGAGUAAAGUACUGGAGGGAGAAGUAGUGGAGAUAAUCACAGAUCGAGAAAGAGCUACAUCAGGCAGAGUUAUAAUGAAGACAACAGAGGUAGAGGCUGCAUACACAUUCGGAGCAGGAAUAAUGCAGGAAAUGCACUCGGAAAGAGUUGAGGUUGGAGACAUCAUCUCAGUGAACAAGUCAACAGGCACUGUAAAAAGAAAGGGAAGAUCGCUCAGCCAGUCGCGAGACUUUGAGGCUAUCGGAGGAGCUGGGCAGUAUCUCCCCUGUCCCGAUGGAGAAAUACUAAGAAACCAGGUAAAUGUGCACACAGUUACAUUCCAUGAGAUAGAUAUACUAAAUAGCACACAGAACACUCUGCGCACGACGAAAGGAGAAAUAGCGGUAGAGAUCAGAGAGGCUGUAAACAACACAAUGAAAGAGUGGAUAGAAGAGGGAAGAGGCGAGCUUAUCACAGGAGUGCUGUUCAUUAACGAGUCAGAGCUCCUUGAUGCAGAGUGCUAUUCGUAUCUUAAUACUCUGUCAGAGGUAUCUACAUCGCCUGUGAUUAUGCUAAGCAGCAGCAAAGAAGAGUGUGCUGUUCGGGGGAGCAAUGAAAUGUGUAAGUAUGGAAUGCCUGCUGACUUUUACUCAAGGGUGCUGGAGAUACGGCUUGGUGAAUACACGGAAGAAGAGAUAAAAGAGAUCGUAAGAAUAAGAGUGAAAGAAGAGUCAGACAAGAUCACAGAAGAAGGAAUAGAAGAAGUAAGCAAGCUGGCAAUAGAGCACGGUCUGAGGUACGCCUUUAAUAUGCUAUCGGUCCUGGAUGUAUAUUCUGAGCGCGUAGGAAAAGAGAUAGGAAAGAAAGAAGUGGAAGAAGUAUCGAUAAUAUUCCCUGUAGAAGAAAGCCUGGCAUCUUAA
Molecule: messenger RNA, 1308 nt
Organism: Nematocida minor
Lineage: Eukaryota; Fungi; Microsporidia
Product: RuvB-like protein 2
Exons: 1
Coding region: 1-1308 (435 amino acids)
Biological process (GO): regulation of transcription by RNA polymerase II; chromatin remodeling; box C/D snoRNP assembly
Cellular component (GO): R2TP complex; Ino80 complex; Swr1 complex
Molecular function (GO): DNA helicase activity; ATP binding
Source: RefSeq, a predicted model, not a curated record